Oncorhynchus mykiss (rainbow trout) is the source of this 3791-nucleotide messenger RNA. RefSeq names its product GATOR1 complex protein NPRL3. Lineage: Eukaryota; Metazoa; Chordata; Actinopteri; Salmoniformes; Salmonidae. The record is from RefSeq and is a predicted model, not a curated record. Gene Ontology annotation, biological process: positive regulation of autophagy; TORC1 signaling; negative regulation of TORC1 signaling. Gene Ontology annotation, cellular component: GATOR1 complex.
GUGUAACACACAACAUUGGACGGCUGAGCUGGAGUAGAGAAACAACACAUCUAACAUAAUUAUAUAAGUAUUCAAAUAUAUCGUCGCCAGUAUAUUAACGAGUUUUGUUAAGUAGUUAAUCAAUGUAGCUAAUGGUGCUGCGAUAGCUAACGUUAACCCUAAACAUUUCUUAGCUAGCAUAAGCUAGUUAGCUCGGAGCUAGCUAAAGUUAUAUUUAAAAAUUGUUGGAAAGUCUGGCAACUUAGGUUUCUUAUAACCAUGUGACUAGCUACAGUAUUGUUAAAUAUUAAUUGACAAACAAUUUGCUAACUCGACGUUAAAAUAUGUACAUUCAUUCAUCUUCAUUUGAUUUACAAGGCGAGCGAAAAUCUAUGUAUAAACAGUCUGAAAAUAGGUUCUUCAAAUGUGGUGAAAAGACAAGCCCUAUCAGUGUAAUUUUGGUUACUUCGGGUAGUCGAGGGAACAAAUUGCUCUUUAGGUACCCAUUUCAACAGGUUUCAGAUUGCACAUCAUCACUCACGACAAAACAGCGAAGUCCAUAUGCAUUGAACACUACAGGAGAUGUUCUUGAAGACCCAGAUGGAGAUUCAAGAGAACAAACUCCGUUAACUGAUGAACAGUUGGUAGCAGGGUUCUCUGACAUCAUCCUCGCCACUAUCUUGGCCACCAAGUCUGAUAUGUGUGGGAAGAAGUUUGAGCUGAAGAUAGACAAUGUGCGUUUCGUUGGGCACCCCACCCUCCUCCAGCAUCCUCACACCAUUCAGGUGUCCAAGACAGACCCCUCACCUAAGAGGGAGAUGCCCACCAUGAUCCUGUUCAGUGUUGUGUUUGCUCUGAGGGCCAACGCCGACCCGUCAGUCAUCAGCUGCAUGCACAACCUGUCCCGGCGCAUCGCCAUCGCCCUGCAGCACGAGGAGCGCCGCUGCCAGUACCUCACCAGAGAGGCCAAGCUGAUGCUGGCCGUGCAGGACGAGGUCACCAACAUGACCGAGACUGAUGGCAGCCCUCAGUCACCGUUCAGACAAAUCCUUCCUAAAUGCAAGCUUGCCAGGGACUUGAAGGAGGCAUAUGACAGCCUGUGUACAACAGGGGUGGUGAGGCUCCAUAUCAACAACUGGCUGGAGGUGAGCUUCUGUUUACCUCACAAGAUCCACCGGGUAGGGGGCAACCACGUACCCCCCGAGGCUCUGGAGCGUAGCCUCAAGGCCAUAAGGCCGUAUCAUGCUCUGCUGUUGCUGGACAGUGAGAAGGCUCUGCUGGCCCAGCUGCCUUUGGACUGCUCUCCUGCUCUGGUGCGCCUCAUUAAGACCUGCUCUGCAGUCAAGAACCUGCAGCAGCUGGCACAGGAUGCAGACCUGAACCUGUUACAGAUCUUCCAGAUUGCUGCUCACCUGGUGUACUGGGGAAAAGCCAUCAUAGUGUACCCUCUGUGUGAGAACAAUGUCUACAUGCUGUCCCCACACGCCAACAUCAGCCUGUACUCUCCAUUGGCUGAGGCGUUUGGCCAGCAGUUCCCAGGUCAUGACCUGCCUUCCAUGCUGGCCAAGUUCUCCCUUCCCCUCUCACUGUCUGAGUUUAGGAACCCACUGGAUGCUUCUGUGCAGGAGGCCCAGCUGAUCCAGAUGGUGGUGUGGAUGCUCCAGCGACGCCUGCUGAUCCAGCUCCAUACCUACGUGUGUCUGCUGGUGCCCCCCAGUGAGGAGGAGUCAGGUCUGCUGCGGGACGAGGAGCUCCCUCUGGUGGCCCGGGUGGGGGGCCGCAGCCUCAGCACGCCCAGCGCACUCAGCUUCGGAUCCCCAACCAGCAGUGAUGACAUGACCCUGACCAGUCCCAGUAUGGAUAACUCCAGUGCAGAACUGCUUCCUGGUGGAGACUCUCCACUAAACAGGAGGAUGACCGAGACGUUACUGGCCAGCCUGACAGAGCACGAGCGCCAGGUCAUCCUCAACAUCCCGGCUGCACAGAGCCCUGAAGACCUGCGCAUGUUUGCCAGGCUGCUGCACUACUUCCGAGGGCACCAUCACCUGGAGGAGAUCAUGUAUAAUGAAAACAUGAGGCGCUCUCAGCUGAAGACCCUCUUUGACAAAUUCAGAAGUGUUCUGGUGGUCACCAACCAUGAGGAUCCUGUCAUCUCCCUCUUCCAGUCUCCUCUGGAGUAGAGAGGUCUGUCAUCUCCCUCUUCCAGUCUCCUCUGGAGUAGAGAGGUCUGUCAUCUCCCUCUUCCAGUCUCCUCUGGAGUAGAGAGGUCUGUCAUCUCCCUCUUCCACUCUCCUCUGAGUAGAGGUCUGUCAUCUCCCUCUUCCACUCUCCUCUGGAGUAGAGGUCUCAUCUCCCUCUUCCAUUCUCCUCUGGAGUAGAGAGGUCUGUCAUCUCCCUCUUCCACUCUCCUCUGGAGUAGAGAGGUCUGUCAUCUCCCUCUUCCACUCUCCUCUGGAGUAGAGAGGUCUGUCAUCUCCCUCUUCCAGUCUCCUCUGGAGUAGAGAGGUCUGUCAUCUCCCUCUUCCAGUCUCCUCUGGAGUAGAGAGGUCUGUCAUCUCCCUCUUCCAGUCUCCUCUGGAGUAGAGAGGUCUGUCAUCUCCCUCUUCCAGUCUCCUCUGGAGUAGAGAGGUCUGUCAUCUCCCUCUUCCAGUCUCCUCUGGAGUAGAGAGGUCUGUCAUCUCCCUCUUCCAGUCUCCUCUGGAGUAGAGAGGUCUGUCAUCUCCCUCUUCCAGUCUCCUCUGGAGUAGAGAGAUCUGUCAUCUCCCUCUUCCAGUCUCCUCUGGAGUAGAGGUCUGUCAUGAGAUGAAGGACCCUUUCUGAAAUACCAGACGGACAGAAUGAUACGGACUGCUGCUGUACAAAGGCCUUAUUAUGGUGCUUGCUGCUUUCAGCCAACUGGAUAAUAUUGCAAUUUGAGGUAACUAAUAUACUGUACUCAUCUAUCAAUGCACCAGAAAAAGAUACUGAUUUAAAAAAGCAUAACUGUCUGCUCUGCUUGGGGGAAUGUGAGUAAAUGUAUAUAGCUUUUAGAUGAUUUAAUUUGUCCCUUUGUCUCUUAGAUGUUUUACGUUCAAUGCCUUGUUUUCAAUACUACAUGAUUGAAUAACAGUGUGUGAAGAGCUUUAGUGACACCUAUAAAUUGGGCAGUUCAAACACUGUACUCCACUUGAGCCUUUCCAUUUGGGGGAUUCCCAAAAGUGAUAAAUCAUCUCCAACAAACACAAUGUAGGAAAACAACCCCAAUGCUCAUUCCAGGCUGCAGGCAAGGCUGCCUCCCCCAGGGGUCUCAGUGGGAGGAAAAGAAUGAAUAGAUGCCAAACAUCAGACAUGCUGUUUCUGCUUUGAGAGAAGGAGCACGACGUUCCAAACAUCUGUGAAAUCAAUGAUUCCAAGAUAACUUUUCAAGCAAGGACUUUUAUUAAAAAACAGGUGGAAGAUUGAGAAUGACUGGAAUGGAAAUUCUAGUUGCUUUGAUAGAAGGGAGGGGAGGCUAGAUCAAAUAUUUUACAGAUGUUUGGAAUGUAGUUUAAUCAUUUGUAGCAUACAAAUAUGGCAUAUUCCAUAUCUGUGGGAUUUGUGUUUGUGCAACAAUGUGUGUAUCUAUUGAGUCUGGAUUCCCCUCGGUGCAAACAUUUUGGCUUUGGGUCUUUUGCAAUGAUUUGCCUAUAGCUAGACCAAAUUACUGAAAUAGCUCAUAGCUGACAUGUUUUCACUUGCUCUAGCAUUGUCUGUAAAAAGCUGGUUAUAGUUAAGAAAAAAACAUUAUGUACUCAUCAUGGUUUGAUACAAUUCCAAAAAUAUUCCCAAUUUCA